UCGCCCGGUUACUAAGUUUUGUGUUUUGCGCCAUGGCGGGAAAUAUAUUGGAAAAUCUUUGAUUCACAAAUUUUGACCUUUUUUUAGCCAUGAAGCGAGAGAUUUACCAACAGAUAUUAUCCAUGAUGCAUAUGUAUGGUUCAAGGGACUGUUUAAAAACCAUAGCUUUGCAGUUCCCCGGUGUGACAUAUAACACUCUAGUUAGUAUAUACUCACAAGAUUAUCAGAAAAAGACAAGAAAAAACCACCACAAGCAUCAUAAGCCAGAUGUGAUGGAGACCUAUUACAAGAGAUAUUUGUCAGGUGUAUCUCAAGACUCAGGAGAGCCUGUAUUGUUAAGGAUUGCAGAAGAGGUUGAUUUAUCACAUUCUCUUCUGGCAAGAAUAGUGCUUGAAAGACAUCUAUCUCACACUUGUUACGAGGGACAAAAUCCUCCAAGAGGUGUGGUGAGCCAGAUGAUGAAAGAUCCUCUGUCUCUCAUAGAGGACAAGACACUAGCUACUGAGGUGCACCAGUGUAUACUGAAUGAUCCAAACUACGGGCCCUUGGUGGACAACAUCAAACGUUCUGUCGGUUACGAGUACGAGUUAAUUCUACGAGAGAGACUUGAAAAUCGAGGCAUUCAGUUCCUUGGUGAAGAUGACUUGAGAAGUCGUGGAUACGACAAAACACCGGACUGCAAACUGGAAAUUCCUAUCGCUGUAGACGGUUGCGUGAUUAAUUGGAUUGAAAGCAAAGCUUCGUUUGGCGAUGAGUACAACCACCAGACGUAUUUGAAAGAUCAGUUCUGGAGUUACUGGAACAGAUUUGGUCCAGGCAUGGUGAUUUACUGGUUUGGUUUCAUCGAUGAACUGGAUUGCAACCGAGAGCGUGGAAUCAUCUUAAAAGAUGACUUCCCGACAGAUAUCAUUACCCUAGAAUCCUUUUUAGAAACCUCUUGAUUAAACAAAGGUAGAUAAGGGAAGGAAGAAUCUUUGUGGAUUGGAGAGAUCGAGGUUUGCCAAGCUGCCGUCGAUUUGAACCAAAAAAAAAGGAUUUUGGACGCAGGGUGUGUUAGCGCACGUCUCGCGUGGGUCACGCGCGUGUAAAUCGGGAUUUGACAGCGAAAGCACGAUGCUUACUCCAUGAUUCACCUCCCGUGCCUGCUUCAAGUUGUGGAGUUCUAGAUUGUAAUGCUGAACUGUAAUGAAGCUGGCAUAGUACUUCUAUAAUACCUAAAGAAAAAGUUACACAAUUCUAGAAGUCCAAAUCACGGUUUCUGUAACAUGAAACAGUUAAGAAUGUUGGUGCUCUUCUUGGACGAGAUUGAGAGCCGUAAAAUUUCCCUGAAAUUGUUACGGUAUGCACCUAUACUGGGUGGAGUCGGUAACCAUCUAUACUCCUGGGUAGAGAGAGGCAAUAGUAAAGUGAAUUAUCUUGUACAAGAGUUGAACAUGAUGACCUCUCGAGAGGUCUUCCCGACCGUGUUGCUCCAGGGUCACUUACAUCUAAUUUGUCCUCACAAUAUCAUUCCUGAAUCAAGCAUUGACGUCACGAGAACAAAGGAAGUAAUCACCAACUGUUGAAGCUCUGUAAAUACCACAAGAAAUGCAUAUAGAAGACUACGGAGAAUAUGCUUUUUGACGUUAGAGUGUAAAAAUCUCAUUGGGU
Molecule: messenger RNA, 1650 nt
Organism: Stylophora pistillata
Lineage: Eukaryota; Metazoa; Cnidaria; Anthozoa; Scleractinia; Pocilloporidae
Product: CDAN1-interacting nuclease 1
Source: RefSeq, a predicted model, not a curated record